Messenger RNA from Astrephomene gubernaculifera, 2003 nucleotides. The record is from the annotation of a GenBank genome assembly. NCBI's taxonomy places the organism in Eukaryota, Viridiplantae, Chlorophyta, Chlorophyceae, Chlamydomonadales, Astrephomenaceae.
CUUGGCCGUACGACGAAGGAAACAGUAUAUAAUACCUUUACUAUCUCUUAAUUGCAUUGUCUCCAUCACAACAGAAUUUAUGUACAAGUAGAUACCUUGAGCUGUUGUUCUGAAUCGACACUAUGCCGGGCAAGCAGAACGCCUGGAGUACAGAGCUGUUCGAUUGCUGUGCUGAGCCUGGAGGAUGCAAAAUAUGUUGUCUCGGAUGUGUCAAUCCUUGUGCCCUCUAUGGCAAGAACGUGAACAAGAUGCCAAAGGAGGUCUGCUGCGGAGGCAGCAAGGGCAGCGCCAAAAACGGCUACUGCUUGUUGUCAUGUGUGGGUCUCGGCUGCGUCCUGCACAUGGGCGCCCGUCGAUGGAUUCGGAAGAAGUAUGAUAUUCCGGGCAGUUGCUGCGACGACUUCAUGGCGACAUGCUGUUGUCCGUGCUGUGCUAUGAUCCAAGAAUACAACGAGCUCAAGAUUCGCAAGGGCAACAAGGAGUCACGGCACCCAAGGCACGUAGUGGAGGUUACGGCAUCAACGGCACCCCCGCCUGAGCAACCACGCCUUGCUCCGCCGCCAGUCGUCGCACAGCCUGUUCCUGCGCCGCCGCCACCGCCGCUCAGGCCCGCGCAACCUGCACCGCCGCCGCCCAAGCCCGCACAACCUGCACCGCCGCCGCAGCCCACGCCCGCCCACAAGAAGCAGCAUAAGAAGCACACCAAGGGGGACCACAGCAGCAGUAGCAGCAGUAGCAGUGACAGUGACAGCGACAGCAGCGGGCACCGCGCCCGGCGGGCCGUCGCACAGCCUGCCCCUGCGCCACCACCGCCGCCGCCCAAGCCCGCGCAACCUGCACCACCGCCGCCGCCCAAGCCUGCGCAACCUGCACCGCCGCCGCCCAAGCCCGCACAACCUGCACCAUCGGCGCCCAAGCCCGCGCAACCUGCACCACCACCGCCGCCCAAGCCCGUGCAACCAACACCACCGCCGCCGCCCAAGCCCGCGCAACCUGCACCACCACCGCCGCCCAAGCCCGCGCAACCAACACCACCGCCGCCGCAGCCUGUACCGGUCCACAAAAAGCAGCACAAGAAGCAGCACAAGAAGCACAACAAGGGGGGCCACAGCAGCAGCAGCAGUAGCAGCAGCAGUAGCAGUGACAGCGACUGAGCAGUACCAUUGGCACUCUGCAAAUGAGAAACCGAGGAGAGGGGCCCUUGUGUCUGGUCCCGAUUCUGAGAUAAGCCAAAAAAAUGUAGUUAUGAUCGAGCAAAUGUAUAUCUAAAAGGUUUCUUAGUAGUACUAUGCAGUUAUGGGGUUAAAUAUGUGUCAAAUUCAUUUGCAUGCCGUGCUGGAUGGGGUUGUUAGCCCCCUUCCAGUCCUUAUGCUUACUUGGCAGGGGCCAUGUCCAGGAGACCCAUCAAACUACGCGUGUUAUACUCGGCAUGCUUUAUACCGUGGCAGCAACUGCAUCACUGCAAGUUAUGGACGCUUUCCACUCUGCAGGAAUAGGACAGGAGUGUACGGUAAUCGUAGAUGGGCAUAACCGGUAUAAUCGUGCUGGCCUUUUGGCUUUGCUUUGAUUGUUAGUGUGCUCAGGUGUUAUGUACUCGCAUCUUUAAAGUUAUGGUCUACAACGCCAUCUGGACUUCUUAGGCACGGUGUGGGCCUGCACCGGUUUACUCCGAGGUAGCUGACGUUUAUAUCCGUUAUUCGUAUAGUAACGAUUCAUUAUUCAUGUUUUUAUCUAAUGUGAUUAUUGCAGCAUAUUACGCCGCGUGGUGAAGUGUGGUGAUGGGGUGUCCUAUGUGUGUAUGGGCUGCCUUUGUAUGAUGAAGCAGCUGUUUCAGGGAAAAACGAGGGUGUCUUUUAGUCAUGUUAGGAGAGUUGCCGUCACCAAAGCUGAUUUUAAGCUUUUGUGAUCCUGCGGAUGCGGCAACGAGUUAGUAGUCAACAUGCCUGCGUUAACAAAUAUGUGUGCCAGCCUUGGCCUAGGCCAUGUAAUCUCCUCGAGCUUCA